Messenger RNA from Syzygium oleosum, 1729 nucleotides. RefSeq names its product histone-lysine N-methyltransferase ASHR2. NCBI's taxonomy places the organism in Eukaryota, Viridiplantae, Streptophyta, Magnoliopsida, Myrtales, Myrtaceae. The transcript has a single exon. Bases 55 to 1344 code for a protein of 429 amino acids. Gene Ontology annotation, molecular function: protein binding. The record is from RefSeq and is a predicted model, not a curated record.
UUUUGGCGGGCACUUGGCCCAUCAGAAACCCUAAACUUGCUCGAAGCUCUGUCAAUGGCGGACGAAGCGGCUCCGCUCCUGAGCCUCGCCGAGAUCGGCGGCCGGGGGCGGGCGCUGGUGGCGGCCCGGCCGCUGCGCGGCGGCGAAAUCGUCCUCCGGGACUCUCCGAUCCUCCUCUACUCCGCCCUUCCCUUCACCAAACAACCGCCUCCUCCUCCUCCUUCUUCUUCUUCGACUCCUCGCUACUGCGACGGUUGCUUCAAAAUCUUGCCUCAGCCCUCCACGUCGCGCGCCGUCCCGUGCCCCUCGUGCGGUCGCCACGCGUUCUGCGGCCCCGGCUGCCUCUCCGCCGCCGCCGCGACGUCGCACACCCCCUGGGCCUGUCUCGCGCUGUCCCGCCUGGUCGCUUGCCCCCUGCUCGACGGCCAGCCCCUCGAGCGCCACGUCCAGGCUCGGUUCCUGAUCGCCGCUUUCAAUCUCGCCGCCGUCUCCCCUUCCGAUUUCCAGCUGUUGCUCUCUCUCCGGGGCCGAGAGGCCCUCGCCGGCGGCAGCGGCGGCGGCGGCGACACCGUCUCGGCCGCGCUGUUCCUGCAUCCGCUGCUCGCCUCGGUUUGCCCUCCCCCUCCGCCGGCUUCGCCUUUUCCUCGGGGGUUUUCUGUUGAGAUGAUCGUCGCGUUGCUGUCGAGGGACAAGCUCAAUGCUUUCGGUUUGAUGGAGCCGGUUUCGUCGCAGGACGGCGGCGGCGGCGAAGUGGAUGGGGAGAGAUCGGUGAGAGCUUACGGUAUUUAUCCUAGAGCUUCGUUCUUCAACCACGACUGCCUGCCAAAUGCUUGUAGAUUUGACUACGUGGACUCUGCUUCCGAUGGCAAUGCUGAUAUAAUCGUGCGGAUGAUCCAUGAUGUUCCUCAAGGGAGAGAGAUCUGCUUGAGUUAUUUUCCGGUCAACUUGAAUUAUGCGAAUAGGCAGAGAAGGUUGAUGGAAGACUAUGGGUUCGCCUGCGACUGCGAUCGCUGCAAGGUCGAGGCCAAUUGGUCCGAUGAGGAGAAUGAGCACAAUGAGAGUGGCGAAGACGACGAUGGCGAUGGUGAAGGGAUGGAUGAGGACGCCGAUGAACAGAUGAGCGGGUCGGAGGCGGGUAUUGCGGAGGAGAAAGAGACCGAUUUCCCCCAUGCGUAUUUCUUCAUCAGGUAUAUGUGCAACAGGAAGAACUGCGGCGGGACGAUGGCUCCUUUGCCUCCGUCGAACAGCGCACCUUCUGAUGUAAUGGAGUGUAAUGUGUGCGGUCAGCUCAGGAAUGCGGAUGAAGAGACGGAAGCCGAUGGAGAAGAGGAUAUGGACGAGUGAGCUCCCCCAUUUUUGAUCUUGUAUGAAGCUCUUCUACUCAUAGACUCACUUCCAUGUUUUUCUCUCUAAUGCAUCCCUUAGCCUAGCUCUCCAGCCAAGUCAGCUGUGAGUCGAUGCAUAACAGUAGAGGGACCUGGUUGGCUAACUUGUAGAACUUUGCUUCAAAAUCCAAUGUUCUUGUGGCGAAAGUUGUGGAUUGCGAGUACUCUUGAGUUUCUAUUGUCACCCAUUUUGAGGGAAAAAAUUGAGUUUGUAAUGCCGAAUGCCAUGUGCAAUGUGACUAUGGUGGAGCUAUUAUUCUCCGGAGGUGAAUUUUCUUUCUUUAUUUACAUUGAGGAUAGUGUGUAACAUCUGAUAAAUGAAGUAAGGGGAAGUUUUACCAUGA